GCAUUGAUGUCAGGUAUGAGGUUAUGUCAUAACAGCUGAUAAAAUAUACGGUGAAUAAAUUGGAAAAACUAUGUAUUUGGGUAAUUUUGGAAGAAUUGCUGUGGGUUGGACUGUUAUAACUGUUGUUGGUGUAUAUUCAUUCGUGCUUUCCAAGAAUUCCGUUGAUAAAAGGCGUUACGAGGAUAUGCAAAUCAGAGACCGCAUGAAAAAAGCAAAUAUUGGAGAAUACGAAUCUGUGGGAACAAGACGAUUCAACGCCUAGAGAA
This is a messenger RNA of Stomoxys calcitrans (stable fly), 266 nucleotides long. RefSeq lists its product as uncharacterized. The transcript is spliced from 2 exons. Lineage: Eukaryota; Metazoa; Arthropoda; Insecta; Diptera; Muscidae. The record is from RefSeq and is a predicted model, not a curated record. Bases 71 to 262 code for a protein of 63 amino acids.